AUGAUAAUUUUAAAACGUUUAUAUUUUCGUUCAAUAUUUUAUUCAUAUCGUACAUAUACUACAACAACAAAAACAAAAAUUAAUACAUUCAAUAUUGAAUAUGAUCCAAUAAAACAAUCAAUAGUUUAUCCACAAGAAUUAAUACUUAAUAAUAAAAAUUAUCCAACUGAUUCAUGGACAAAUGUUACUGAACAUAUUCUAUUACGUAUUGGACAAAAUUUACAUCAACAAAAAAAUCAUCCCUUAUAUCAUUUAACAAAUCGUCUUCGUCAAUAUUUUUAUCAAUAUUAUGAUCCACAUAAAUUAUCACCAAAAUUUUCUAUUAUUGAUAAUCUUUCACCUAUUGUAACAACAGAACAAAAUUUUGAUUCAAUAUGUAUACCUAUUGAUCAUGUUAGUAGAACUAAAUCAAUGAAUUAUUAUAUUAAUAAAAAUACACUUUUACGUGCACAUACAUCUGCACAUCAAGUUGAUUUAAUACGUUCAGGUCUUAAUGCAUUUUUAUGUAUUGGUGAUGUUUAUCGACGUGAUAGUAUUGAUCCAACACAUUAUCCUGUUUUUCAUCAAUGUGAAGGUGUUAAAUUAUUUACUAAAGAAGAAUUAUUUAUUGGAAAUAAAAAUGUUAUUGGAGAUAAAGAUAAUUUACAAAUUUUUGGAACAAAUGAACUUCGUGAUGCUACUAAACAAGAAGGACAUACAUUAGAAGCAGUAAAAUUAGUUGAAGCAUCUCUUAAAAAAACUAUAACUGAUCUAUUUAAAAAUCUUUUUUCAAAUUCUUCAACAUUAAAUUCACGAUGGGUUGAUGCUACUUUUCCUUUUACUCAUCCAUCAUGGGAAUAUGAAAUUGAAAUAGAUGGUAAAUGGUAUGAAUUACUUGGUUGUGGUAUAAUGGAACAUCGUGUAUUAGAAAAUAGUGGUUUAAAUAAAGAUCAUAUUGGUUGGGCAUUUGGUCUUGGUUUAGAACGUAUUGCAAUGAUAAUGUAUGGUAUUCCAGAUAUUCGUUUAUUUUGGUCAAAUGAUUCAGGUUUUCUAUCACAAUUUGCAUUCGAUGAUUCAACACGUUUAGUUCAAUAUAAACCUAUUAGUAUAUAUCCACAAUGUAUUAAUGAUUUAUCUAUGUGGAUGGGUAAAACUAUAAUUGAUCCAUCAGAUUUUUAUGAUUUAGUACGAGCUAUUGGUGGUGAUUUAAUUGAACAAGUUAUACUUAUUGAUCAAUUUUAUAAUUCAAAAAAACAACGACAUUCACAAACCUAUCGUAUUAUUUAUCGUUCUAUGGAUCGAACAUUAACAAAAAAUGAAAUAAAUAUGAUACAUAAAGAUAUUGAAUAUCAUUGUAAACAGCAAUUUGGUGUAGAAAUUCGUUAA
Molecule: messenger RNA, 1365 nt
Organism: Rotaria sp. Silwood1
Lineage: Eukaryota; Metazoa; Rotifera; Eurotatoria; Philodinida; Philodinidae
Source: the annotation of a GenBank genome assembly